AUGGGUUUCCUUAGGUAUAUCUCACUUGCCAUCGCUGGUGUAACACUAUGCGUCGCCCAGAAUAACGGAGCAAAACCGAAUAUCGUCCUUAUCUUCACAGAUGAUCAGGAUCUUCAUCUUGGGUCCGUAGACCAUAUGCCUAUCCUCCAGAAGGAACUUAUCGAGAAGGGCACACAGUUCACCAACCACUACGCGACCGUUGCUCUGUGCUGCCCUAGCCGCGCCUCUCUAUUGAGAGGGCAGGCGGCACAUAAUACGAAUGUGACGCAUGUCGACGCACCCGGUGGCAACUAUCAAAAAUUCAUGGUAUCAGAAGAGAAUGAAGAUUAUCUUCCUCAUUGGCUUGUGUCAGCUGGAUAUAACGCGGAAUAUUUGGGAAAAUUCAUGAAUGGAUACACCAGAGCAACAUACAUGAAUGCUCCAAAGGGGUGGACAUAUACUGACUUACUCAACGGGCAAACUCCCAUCCACUAUAAAGGCUUCCACCAGCUUGAUGUGAUACGAACUAAAGCACUCGAUCGGAUCGACCACUUGUCAGCAGAAAACAAGCCAUUUUAUCUAACGAUAGCUCCCUCGACCCCCCAUAUUGAAGCGGAUAGCUUGCUACCUACACCCCAAACAAGACACAAAGGAAGUGCUCAAGGCCUGCAAGUCUCAAGAGACGGUAAUUGGAACCCAAGCGACGAGAGCCAGGCCCAGAAACCAUCGUGGUUGAAAGAGCUUGCAUCCAUAGGCCCGUUGAUAGCCGACAGCAUUGAUGCCCACUACAGAGCUCGGAUUGCGGUCCUUCAGGGGGUCGACGAAAUAAUUCAGGAUGUGGUUGAUCGUCUUGAUAAGCAUGGUAUCUUGGACAAUACUUACAUCAUUUAUACUAGCGAUAAUGGAUACCACCUUGGAAAUCACCGAGUCGCUGCUGGGAAGUCGCUUCCAUAUCGCGAAGACACUAACAUGCCGCUCAUAAUCCGCGGACCACAAGUAAAAGCAGGCGCAACAUCUGACGCGCCGAGUGCCCAUUAUGAUUUCCCACCCACAUUCUUGGAUAUUGCUGGCGUCAAGUCUGCAGACCUCCCGCCUUUCCUCGAUGGCCAGAGUCGUCUCAGCAAUUGGCAUAACCCACAGACCGCGUUACCAACCUGUCCCUUUAACGGUACACAAGAGGUCAUCAAUGUGGAAUUCUGGGGCGGUGCCGGUAUCGAGUCGCUAUUGCAAGAAAAACCGUAUAACAUCGGAAACAACAGCUACAAGACCUUGCGCAUCGCCGGCGCAGAAAAGGGGUAUCUAUACUCGAAAUGGUGCACGAACGAGGAAGAGCUGUACGACACGACAGCGGACCCGUAUGAGCUUCAAAACCUGGCGAAAGACCCUAAGGACGAAUCAAUCAAGCAACUCCUAAACCGCCUCAAUGCUCUUCUCUUAGCGACUAAAUCUUGCGCCGACGCAACAUGUCGCAACCCGUGGAAACUGCUACAACCAGAAGAAGGGCGUUGGGGGAUUAUAGUUGACGACGACACCUCACUAACCAUCAGAUGUCUCGACCAAGCCAUGGAUCCAAAAUACGACGCCCACUUCAACGACACCACCAUCUUCCCGCGCGUCGCGUUCCAGGAGUGUAUGGAGUACCAAUACAUCGAUAACGAGGGCCCUUACCUGCCUAAGGACCCGGGGCUAGGGAUGAAGUACCGCAAGCCUACUGAUAAUUACUAUGACCCUAGCGUCAAGAUCGCUGCGCCGGUGAUUCGGAACCUGGUGGAUCAGGGGGGUCCGGAACAGAGAAAUGUGACGCUGGCUCAGAUCAUGGAGAUGUCUGUGGUGUUGACGCAGGCGCAGAUGGGACUGGCUGGCUGA
Molecule: messenger RNA, 1845 nt
Organism: Annulohypoxylon maeteangense
Lineage: Eukaryota; Fungi; Ascomycota; Sordariomycetes; Xylariales; Hypoxylaceae
Product: arylsulfatase
Exons: 4
Coding region: 1-1845 (614 amino acids)
Molecular function (GO): N-acetylglucosamine-6-sulfatase activity; glycosaminoglycan binding
Source: RefSeq, a predicted model, not a curated record